Molecule: messenger RNA, 3113 nt
Organism: Sinocyclocheilus grahami
Lineage: Eukaryota; Metazoa; Chordata; Actinopteri; Cypriniformes; Cyprinidae
Product: synaptotagmin-like protein 1
Exons: 17
Coding region: 213-2813 (866 amino acids)
Biological process (GO): intracellular protein transport; exocytosis
Cellular component (GO): plasma membrane; exocytic vesicle
Molecular function (GO): small GTPase binding; neurexin family protein binding
Source: RefSeq, a predicted model, not a curated record
ACACUGUGUGAAUGUGAAUGAUUGUUACACGCGCGUUAAAAGUCUAGCAACUCUCUUCCUCAAUCAUGCGAAAUGAGUUGAACAUCUGUGCAGGCGAGGUUUGAACACGGGUUGACAAAUUUCCGAUUUGAGCAAUACGCGGUGGUUUGCAGGCUGUUUACCUUGGGGAAAAGUUCUCGGCUGCUGAAAAGCGCUUGGUUUUAUUGACCAGGAUGAAACAAUCAAAAAGUGCACUGGAAUUGAUUGACUUGAGCUUUUUGUCUGCUGAGGAAGAGGCAGCCAUCCGUCAAGUGCUUCUGAGAGAUGAAGAUUUAAAACGACUGGAGAGUGGACGAGUCAGGAAACUGAGGCAGUCAGUCCCUGACUUUCAACAGCUGAAGACUUUGACAGGUGAGUGGUUUGAAGAGCUCAGGGUCAAGCGAUACGGGCUGCAGACAGAUGUCACUGCAGUGGUGAGGUCCUCCAUGAGAUGGAAGAAAACAGCAGCUCAUAAACCCAACCCGUUCCUGAAUGAAAAGGAGGAUCACAUUACACCUUCAACGUAUUCAAAUCCAUCAGCUGACCCUAGAUUAAUUCAUCCAGCACUUAGUAAAGAGAGUUAUCAUCAAUAUACUGAUGAGGACUUUAUGGAUGGUGAGGCUUCAUCUGCUCCAAGAGUGGCUGGAAGAAAAGAAAAACUACGAGCAGAACUCAAUGGCAAUCAUGUCCUCAAUAGCACUGACCCACAAGACAAUUCAUCAGAAGCACAACCCAAAGAGCUCUCUGGUGACCAAACAACUGUUUUUCCCUUCUUAAGUGCAGUUCAAGACACUAAACCCGAAAGAGGCACCACAAAACAUGCAACAAAUCCAGAGCCAGGGCGAAAAGUUUCACUCCCUCAAGUAUUAAGUAAAGACCAAUCGUUUGAAGAGAACUGGGUGAAGAUAUCCCUCGAACCGAAUGCAGUGAAACCUAUGCAUGAUGAAAGCAAUAGUGUUGGACCUAAACAAAAAGAGGGGAAAGAUGCUUCCGGUGAUUCUGCCGAUGACCGACCAGUGGAAAUGGAAAAGAAAACACCUAAAAAAAAUGAGCUGUUGCACAAUAAAACAGCCGAUAUAAGUGCAGUAGAAGAUUUCAAAAUGUCAUCACCACCUUCAAAACCAAGUGUCAGUGACAAAACUGUGCAAAGAUAUCUUGAUGCUCAUGAAGAUAAAGAAAAAAUUAAGAAAAAGUCAUCAAAUGAUCAUAAUUUAGCAAAAGACACUAACAAUACAAGUCAAGUUUUAGCAGAAUUAAGCCAAGACUAUCUUUCAAUGACAGAUAAUGGGAAAUUAGUGCACAUUGGAAAUGCUGGAGAGCACGUUGACACUAAACAUAACGACAAAACUGCUGUUGAACCAAUUCGACCAGCUAAACCUACAAGUGAAGAUGUUGCUGGGCUGGGUCAAGGUUCUUCAGAGAUAAAAGUUGAGGAGGACAAUGCUGAAACCGAGCAGGGGAUGAAGUCAGAUAUAGUACUAAGUGUUCUGGCCAGAGCUCAAAAGACAAGACCACCCGUCCUGCAGAAGAACACUGCUCUGGAGCCAAAGCAGGAGACUAGAGAUGAUAUGGUUCCCACAAUAGUCAUUAUGCCAUCUGAAUCUCCAGAUCCAACAAAAAUGAAAGGACAGAAACAUGGCGUGUCAGAUCUAGAGGCUUUACUUGAGGGAUCCACAUCUAAAACUCCUUCCUACACUGCAAAUGCUCGGGGGUGUGCAGUAUUGAUCAGAGAUGAAGGAGUUGAUUCAGAUGAUGAUGAUACUUCAUUGUCCAGCUAUGGGUCAGAUCUCUCUAGCAGAAAAGGCUAUUCGGCUAGCGCGUUGUCUCUUACUGAUCGCACCGGUAGUUUGCUGAGUGUGUACAGCGACGCAGGGGAUUUUGGGAAUGUUGAAGUGCAGGGCUCUGUGGAGUUUGCAGUGAUGUACAGCCCUGUUGGAGAGCUGAUCAUCAUGAUUGAACAGUGCCAGGAUCUGGCCAUAGCUGAUCCACGUAAACAACGCACUGACCCUUAUGUGAAGACCUACCUCUAUCCAGACAAGUCACGUCGCAGCAAAAGGAAAACUUCCAUUAAGAAAUGGACUGCGAAUCCAGUUUACGUUGAAUCUCUGAGAUACAAAGUGAAGCGUGAAGAGCUGCCGGAUAAGACUCUGAAUCUGUCCGUGUGGCACAAUGACUCCAGAGGCAGAAAUCUGUUCCUGGGGCAGGUUGAGAUCAGUUUUAAGAUCUGGGACUGGGGACAUGAGGCCCUCACCUGGUACAACCUACAGCCAAAGACCUCAGAAAAUCAAGAAUCGCAAGAGUCUAAUGGAUUGUUAUCAAUUUCACUGAAAUAUGCCCCUCCGGAGUCCGGUGGGUCGAAGAACAGCACCGGGGAGAUUCAUGUCUGGCUGCGGGAGGCAAAGGAAUUACGUCGCCUGAAGCCUCAGGGAGUCGAUUCAUUUGUUAAGUGCUACAUUUUACCAGAUACCAGAAAGAAAAGCCGCCAGAAGACUCGCAUUGUAAAAAAGACGCAGGACCCUGUGUAUAACCAUGCCAUGGUGUAUGACGGGUUCAAAACUGGGGAGGUCAGUGAGGCCUGCUGCGAAUUGACUGUUUGGGAUCACAACACACUCGCCAAUCAGUUUCUGGGAGGUCUGCGCCUCAGUCUCGGAACAGGACAGAGCUAUGGCAAGAAAGUUGAUUGGAUGGACUCGAUGGAUGAGGAAAUUCAAAUAUGGAAAAGAAUGUUGGCUAAUCCAAACAGCUGGGUUGAGGGAGAGCUUCCCCUGAGGUCCUCCAUGACCCCGAGGAAAUGAACCUCCUGAGGCUGUGGUCUGAAAUGUUUAGUUGCAAAAGAAAAACAGUUGUUGGUUCCCAAAACAAACUAAGCAUAUUCGAUUACCAAGUCAUUUUCUUCAUUUCAGCCCAAAAAAAUUAUAUUUUCUGCAAGCAAUACAAAGAGUAUAUUAUGUUGAGAACUUAGUUUGAACAUCAGAUAUGACUAUUAGCUAUCGAGAGUAUAUAUGGAAUAGUCAAUCAUGCUUAAUCAUAUUAAAUAAUUUAUCCAUACAUAGAGAUGUGAUUGUUGUGAUUCAUUUUAAAAUAAACAAGCGAAA